This is a messenger RNA of Magnolia sinica, 1551 nucleotides long. Its product is annotated as lysine histidine transporter-like 5. The transcript has 8 exons. Lineage: Eukaryota; Viridiplantae; Streptophyta; Magnoliopsida; Magnoliales; Magnoliaceae. The record is from RefSeq and is a predicted model, not a curated record. The coding region runs from base 40 to 1398 and encodes 452 amino acids. Gene Ontology annotation, cellular component: plasma membrane.
AAAGAAGAAGAAGAAGAAGAGAGAAGAGAGAAGACAAGAAUGCCUGAGUUAAAUCGCCUAGAGAAGGAUACGGGAAACAAGGAAAGCUCAAGUAGUUACUUACCCAAGCAUGUAAAUGAGACGUACUUGGAGAAAUGGUUACCUGUCACAGCUUCUCGUGAGGCAAAAUGGUAUUAUUCAGCCUUCCACAAUGUAACUGCAAUGGUGGGCGCCGGAGUCCUUGGCCUACCAUUUGCAAUGUCGCAACUCGGAUGGGUUCCUGGCAUCAUUGCAUUAUCUAUUUCAUGGACAGUCACAUUGUAUACUUUGUGGCAAAUGGUAGAACUGCAUGAGGAUAUACCCGGGAAGCGAUUAGAUCGCUACCAUGAAUUGGGUCAGCAUGCUUUUGGUCCGAGGUUAGGAUUUUGGAUUGUUAUGCCACAACAAGUGAUAGUUCAAGCAGCUUCAAACAUAGUGUAUAUGGUCACCGGCGCAAUAUCAUUGAAGAAGUUCUUCGAGAUAGUAUCCCUGAAAGUUGGCUCGAUUAGGAAGACAUAUUUCAUCCUCAUCUUCGCAUUUGUGCAACUGAUACUUUCUCAAUCUCCAAAUUUCAAUUCUCUAAAAUCCGUUUCGUUGCUCGCCGCAGUGAUGUCUUUUAGUUACUCUGCAAUAGCUUUCAUCACUUCGAUUCUGAAGGGCAGACAUCCAGGCAGUCAUUAUGGGGUUCGAUCAUCAACUUCGGCAGACAUUACAUUCGAUGUAUUCAGUGCGUUGGGAACAGUUGCAUUUGCUUAUGCGGGACACAGCGUCGUCUUAGAAAUUCAAGCGACGAUGCCCACCUCCGAAGAGAAUCCAUCCAAGAUACCGAUGUGGCGAGGCGUUUUGGUUGCAUAUGCCAUUGUUGCUGUUUGUUAUUUCUCAGUUGCUUUGUCUGGCUAUUGGGCAUUCGGAAAUUUUGUAGAAGACGAUAUCCUCCUUUCAUUAGAGAGACCUCCUUGGCUCAUUGCAAUGGCUAAUUUCAUGGUGUUUUUACAUGUUGUAGGGAGUUAUCAGGUCUUUGCCAUGCCCCUCUUUGACAUGAUUGAAACCUUGCUCGUGAAGAAACUAAAAUUCACUCCAGGACUUCCUAUCCGCCUUGUUGGGCGUAGUUCAUAUGUUGCUUUCACAGCACUCAUUGCAGUGUGCAUCCCCUUCUUCGGCGGACUACUUGGGUUCUUCGGAGGGCUAGUGUUUGCACCCAAUUCAUAUUUUCUCCCUUGCAUCAUAUGGCUCGUCCUCCGCAAGCCAAAGCCAUUCAGCUUCCAUUGGACAUUGUCAUGGUUCGCGAUCAUCAGUGGGAUGCUACUAAUGAUCUUAGCACCUAUCGGAGGACUACGGAAAAUCAUUCUUGACGCAAAGACAUUCAAGUUCUUCUCAUAGUUUAUAUGAGUGCAGCACUUCGUUUGCAGAUGCUAAUCAUUCUAAUUCAGGAUUAGAUUAGUUGUUAAUAUGACUUGUUUUGUAAUCAACUUGUAAGAGUCUUUGCUUUAGGAAUGUAAACUUUCAGAGAGAGAGAGAGAGAGAGAGACAGAG